UGAGGCGCUGACGUGAGCUGGGCGCACCUGGGCGGAGCAGGUAAGCGCCAGUGCGGGACCGUGAGCGGAGCCCGCACUCCCUACCUGCGCAGAGCCGGGUGUUACCUGCCCAACCUGUCGAGGCGCGCGGUGGCGACUGGAGAUCUCAGCUGGGGACAUGGUUCGGAGGGACGUCCGCUUCUGGUAGCCGGAUUGAGGAAGAAAGGAAAAGAUGAAUCAUAUAUAAAAGUAUAUAGGCAAGUAUAAAAUUCACUCAUGAUCCUAUCACCAGGUAACCAUUGCGGAUGUCUUGUUGUCUUGGUGUAUACUUUCCUUCCCUUUUUAAAAUUCUGUGUGUGCGUGUAUAUGGAUCCAUGGUGCAUGUUGUUACAAGAUGGAGAUACUCCUGGGCAAUCAAUAUUAUAUGUUGCAUUUUCUCCCUUAACUUCAUAUUGUAAACCUUUUCCCGAAUCCAAUAAAAAUUAUUCAGAUGCCCCGUUGUUAAUAGCUGCUUAAUAUUGCAGCCUGUGAACAUGUGAUUAGCCAUUCUCCUCUGUUAUUUGGUUGCUUCCAUUUUUCCCCUCUCUGCCUGUUUUUAGAGUCUUAGUUACUGGGUGGCAGAUGGGGGAGAUCUUGGCUGACUUUCAGAAGGUGGAGGAGGGCAGGCUGGGGCGGGUUGCUCUUGGGUACGGCCAUCUCGGGAGAACGCUGAGAACCAGGGCUCGAGAUCUUAAUCACCGGUCUCUAUGGGUGGCUGCUUCUCCUUCCCCAUCACUAUGUGCAGUUCCUUGUGUUGACCUGGUUGCCUUAAUUUUUUCUUCAUGGGCUGUGGAUCAACUAGAAUAAACACUUUUCUUCAAAGUCCAGGAUCCAUCAACAGGUUGAUUUUAUGUGUCAGACAGGCCCAGACACAGGACUUGGAUGCAUUGCAAUAUAAAUUCUCAAAAGCCCCUCGCUAGGUUGACUGGUUGGCUGCCCACUUUUCUAUUCUUUUCAUCCUUCCCUUGCCCCUCCCCCUCCCAGUAGGCUAGGACUGAGGAGAAGGUAGAACUUGCCCUUGGGAGAAUGUGUUUCCUCCUCCUUAUAAGGCAGUGGUCUCUAGGCUCUGAUGGCUUGUGUUGCUGCCCUGCAAAACAACCUAAACCAAGGCCAAGACCAGGGGGUGGGGGUAUUUGAAUUCUGCAUGCCAACCAACCUCACCUGCCCACUGAGCUGUGCUCCCCAGGGGGAAGGUUUCAGUUGCAGGAGAUGGUAAUUGGGUCAGAAGGCUCAGGUAAGAGCAGGUCUUGCCUUGCUCUUAAAGUGCCAGGGCUGAGUUGGCUUUGGGUUUCCCCCAUUGGGUGGAAGUCUAGCCCCUCAGCUAAGCACCUCUGAAUGGGAGCCUUUCGCUGACUCAACUGAUUUGGUUUCUGAACUGUGAUCCAGGUAGGGGUCUUUCUGGGUAUGAAGGUGACUUAUUUGUCUUCCUUUCCUCCUCAGGCCUUUAUGGGGCUUGAGCAGUUCUAAUGGGGAUUUCUUCAGGAAGGAGUCUGGUGAAAACAUUGCGCUUUAGCGCUUAAUAACUAGCAUAGUGCUUGACACUCAGUAGCUGAUGACCAACUCUUUGUUGAAUGAAUGUUAUUUUUUUAGGUGUUUCUUUCUUACCUUAAGUAAAAACAAAGUAAAAUAAGAACACCAAAAAAAAUAAAUAAUAAAAAUCUAAGCACAACAUUCCAGGCAAACAAUUCUUCAGUGACCAGCUUUUCCUUUGGGCACACAAUCUAGGCAAACCUUUGUUUCCUGUUGUGAGUGCUGGCUGCCUCCAAUGCUAUCUGCUAUGUCUGGGCAUUUUUAUGAGAUUUAAUUGCAGACUUUACCCAGGCUGGCUCCUGCAACCAAUCAGCUCGCUCCAGCCUCUGGGAGAUGAGCAGACCCAGAAUCUUUGGGUGGCCCAGAGAAAGGACAGCCAACUCAAAGCCCAGCUAAUCAGAUCCUGGUGGAUAUACUACCUGCUCUAUAUCAUGGCCCUUCACCCCCGAAGAGUUCGGCUGAAGCCCUGGCUGGUGGCCCAGGUGGACAGUGGCCUGUACCCUGGGCUCAUCUGGCUUCACAGGGACUCCAAACGCUUCCAGAUUCCCUGGAAACAUGCCACCCGGCAUAGCCCCCAACAGGAGGAGGAAAAUACCAUUUUCAAGCUGCAAGUCAGAAGUGAAAUUCAGUCUCUACCGUGGGCCUGUCAAGAUCUUGCUGAGACUGGACCAGGAAAGGCCUGGGCUGUGGAGACAGGGAAGUACCAGGAAGGGGUGGAUGACCCUGACCCGGCUAAAUGGAAGGCCCAGCUCCGCUGUGCUCUCAACAAGAGCAGGGAAUUCAACCUGAUGUAUGAUGGCACCAAGGAGGUGCCCAUGAAUCCAGUGAAGAUAUAUCAAGUGUGUGACAUUCCCCAGCCCCAGGGCUCCAUCAUUAACCCAGGAUCCACUGGAUCUGCUCCUUGGGAUGAGAAGGAUAAUGAUGUGGAUGAAGAAGAUGAGGAAGAUGAGCUGGAUCAGUCACAGCACCAUGUUCCCAUCCAGGACACCUUUCCCUUCCUGAACAUCAAUGGUUCUCCCAUGGCACCGGCCAGUGUGGGCAACUGUAGUGUAAGCAACUGCAGUGUGGGCAACUGCAGCCCUGAAGCAGUGUGGCCCAAAACGGAACCUCUGGAGAUGGAAGUACCCCAGGCACCUAUACAGCCCUUCUAUAGCUCUCCAGAGCUGUGGAUCAGCUCUCUUCCAAUGACUGACCUGGACAUCAAGUUUCAGUACCGUGGGAAGGAGUAUGUGCAGACCUUGACCGUGAGCAACCCCCAGGGCUGCCGGCUCUUCUAUGGGGAUCUGGGUCCCAUGCCUGACCAGGAGGAGCUCUUUGGUCCUGUCAGUCUGGAGCAGGUCAAGUUCCCAGGUCCGGAGCACAUCACCAAUGAGAAGCAGAAGCUGUUCACCAGCAAGCUGCUAGACGUCAUGGACAGAGGACUGAUCCUGGAGGUCAGCGGUCACGCCAUUUAUGCCAUCAGGCUGUGCCAGUGCAAAGUGUACUGGUCGGGGCCAUGUGCCCCAUCACUUGUUGCUCCCAACCUGAUUGAGAGGCAAAAGAAAGUCAAACUCUUUUGUCUGGAAACAUUCCUUAGUGAUCUCAUUGCCCACCAGAAGGGACAGAUAGAGAAGCAGCCGCCAUUUGAGAUCUACUUAUGCUUUGGAGAAGAAUGGCCAGAUGGGAAACCCCCGGAAAGGAAACUCAUCUUGGUUCAGGUUAUUCCGGUGGUGGCUCGAAUGAUCUACGAGAUGUUUUCUGGUGAUUUCACACGAUCCUUUGACAGUGGCAGUGUCCGCCUGCAGAUCUCGACUCCAGACAUCAAAGAUAACAUCGUUGCUCAGCUGAAGCAGCUGUAUCGCAUCCUCCAAACCCAGGAAAGCUGGCAGCCCAUGCAGUCUACCCCCAACAUGCAGCUGCCCCCGGCCCUGCCAGCUCAGUAAUCGCGAAUGCCAUCUUCCUUCUCUUUUUUACAAUAUUGUACAUAUGGAUAUUUUUUAUUAUUCAGGUUUAACCAGCUUGUAAAACCCCUUUUCUUUAAAACAAUGUUAGUAGUUUCUGACUCUCCAAAUAUGCCUGGUUCUUAAAGUUGAUUUAAUUUAUGGAAAAAUCACCCUUUAUACUUUCCCUUUCUUUUUUAUAAACAUCCCAAUGGUAGUAGAAUUGUAGUAGAAGGAGAUUUGGACACCAGGGUUCUAACGACGGCUUUACUCUCAAUGUACGACCUUGAACCAAGUCAUUUAACCUCUGGGCUUCAGAUUCAUUACUGUCAAGUGAAGGGGUUGGAAUGAUGCCUGAAAUAAUGCCAGCUUUAAAACUCUGAUUUGAUGACCUCAUUCUACUUGGACAAGGAAAAACUGCCUGGAACAGAACCCUUCUGAAUUGUUCUUGUACCACUUUUUUUUUUCUUGCCUUCAUUAAAGUUCCCUCAAGCACUGA
Messenger RNA from Myotis myotis, 3966 nucleotides. RefSeq names its product interferon regulatory factor 6 (gene IRF6). The transcript is spliced from 11 exons. Bases 1812 to 3470 code for a protein of 552 amino acids. Gene Ontology annotation, cellular component: nucleus. Gene Ontology annotation, biological process: regulation of transcription by RNA polymerase II; immune system process. NCBI's taxonomy places the organism in Eukaryota, Metazoa, Chordata, Mammalia, Chiroptera, Vespertilionidae. Gene Ontology annotation, molecular function: RNA polymerase II cis-regulatory region sequence-specific DNA binding; DNA-binding transcription factor activity, RNA polymerase II-specific; protein binding. The record is from RefSeq and is a predicted model, not a curated record.